This is a messenger RNA of Eufriesea mexicana, 1959 nucleotides long. It is a transcript of the gene bor, whose product is annotated as ATPase family AAA domain containing bor. The record is from RefSeq and is a predicted model, not a curated record. Gene Ontology annotation, cellular component: mitochondrion. Lineage: Eukaryota; Metazoa; Arthropoda; Insecta; Hymenoptera; Apidae. Bases 127 to 1959 code for a protein of 610 amino acids. Gene Ontology annotation, biological process: mitochondrion organization. The transcript has 4 exons. Gene Ontology annotation, molecular function: ATP binding; ATP hydrolysis activity; zinc ion binding.
AGUCCACUUGUUUCAGUUUUCACACUGUUAGUGCACGUGGGAAUUCCUCGUGAUAACAGAAAUAGAAAGGUUAAUACAUACACGUUCUAUCGACGAUUGUAACAACAGUUUAAAGCAGAGUGAACUAUGUCGUGGAUUUUUGGAUAUCGUAAUUCACAACCACAAGACUUUUCGCAGUUUGUACAACCACCGGCAUCUGCUGCAGGUGGAGAUGGAAAGGACGGUACACAACCACCUAAAGUUGUUCAAGUGGAACCCUAUGGAUUCGAUUCUAGUGGUUUGGAAAGAGCAGCAGCAGCCGCCAAAGAACUCGAGAAAUCCGUACAUGCCAAAGAAGCAUUUGAACUGUCUAAAAUGCAAGAAGCUACCAAACAAAUGGAAAAGCAAGCAGAAAUGAAAAAAUAUGAAGCUAGUAUAGAGCAAUUGAAGGCAGAGCAGAAACGUGUUGAUGGAGAAGAAAAGAGAAAAGUUUUGCAAGAAGAAACUAAGCAACAUCAAAUGCGAGCUCAAUAUCAAGAUCAACUGGCAAGGAAACGAUAUGAUGAUCAACUGUUACAACAACAGAGAAUGAAUGAUGAAAAUUUAAGGAGACAGGAAGAAUCAGUGGCAAAACAAGAAGCAAUGAGAAAAGCUACUAUAGAACAUGAAAUGGAAUUGAGGCACAAAAAUGACAUGAAAAAGUUGGAAGCAGAAAUUAAAGCAAAAGCAAAAAUAGAUAGAGAAAAUCAAGAUCUAAAUAUAGAGCAAAUCAGGGUAAAAGCAUCUGAAAAAAGAGUAACAGUUUUAGAGUCUAUAAAGACUGCUGGUUCAGUAUUGGGUACAGGACUCACAGCUUUCCUUCAAGACUGGGAUAAGAUUGUUGCUGCAGCUGGAGGCUUAUCUCUGUUGGCUUUUGGUGUAUACAGUGCAAAAGGCACAACCGGUAUAGCAGCGCGAUACAUAGAAUCACGAUUAGGGAAACCAUCCCUGGUUCGAGAAACUUCUAGAUUUACAGUAUUAGAUACAAUACAGCAUCCUAUUCAAGCAAUGAAGAGACUAAAAAAUAAGCACACCGAUGCUUUAUCUGGUGUUGUUUUAGCACCAAAGCUUGAAGAAAGAUUACGCGAUAUUGCGAUAGCUACGAAAAAUACGAAACAAAAUCGUGGAAUGUAUAGAAAUAUAUUGAUGCACGGUCCUCCUGGAACGGGUAAAACAAUGUUCGCUAAAAAAUUGGCGGAACAUUCGGGUAUGGACUAUGCUAUCGUAACUGGUGGUGAUUUAGCACCAUUAGGUCGAGAUGGUGUCACUGCUAUUCACAAAGUUUUCGAUUGGGCAGCAACAUCUAGGAAAGGGCUCUUGCUUUUCAUUGACGAGGCGGAUGCCUUUUUAAGAAAGCGUUCAAGUGAACAUAUUUCAGAAGAUCUGAGAGCAAUGUUAAAUGCAUUUCUCUAUAGAACUGGUGAACAGAGCAACAAAUUCAUGUUGAUUCUCGCUUCGAAUACUCCGGAACAGUUUGAUUGGGCCGUAAACGAUAGAUUAGAUGAAAUGGUAGAGUUUCGUCUACCUGGUCGAGAAGAACGUGAACGUUUAGUUCGACUUUACUUCGAAAAAUUUGUUCUUCAACCGGCGAUUGAAGGCAAUAAGAGAAUAAAAGUUGCGCAGUUCGAUUACAGCGCGCUUUGUACUAAAAUAGCCCAAAUAUCCGAGGGAAUGUCUGGAAGAGAAUUAGCGAAAUUGGGUGUUACCUGGCAAGCAACAGCUUAUGCUUCCGAAGAUGGAGUAUUAACGGAACAAAUGGUUAUAGAUAAGUGUAAGGAAGCUAUUAAGCAACAUAAGCAAAAGGUUCAGUGGCAGAGCGAACAGGAAAAACAAGAAGCGAAAUCGAUUUAUGCUACAGAAAAGGAAAUAGAGAUUCAGCCAGUAAAGUCUAAAAUUGCAAUUGAAUCACCAGCGGCAACAACUUCUGUAGCAACGGCUUAA